Molecule: messenger RNA, 1055 nt
Organism: Balaenoptera musculus (blue whale)
Lineage: Eukaryota; Metazoa; Chordata; Mammalia; Artiodactyla; Balaenopteridae
Product: general transcription factor IIH subunit 3-like
Exons: 1
Coding region: 47-979 (310 amino acids)
Biological process (GO): nucleotide-excision repair; regulation of DNA-templated transcription
Cellular component (GO): transcription factor TFIIH core complex; transcription factor TFIIH holo complex
Source: RefSeq, a predicted model, not a curated record
GCCCGCUUGACUGCAAGUGGCUGUUCGCUGAGGGACACGGGCAGCUAUGGUCUCAGACGAAGAUGAACUGAAUCUUCUGGUUAUCAUAGUUGAUACCAACCCAAUUUGGUGGGGAAAGCAAGCAUUAAAGGAAUCUCAGUUUACUUUAUCAAAAUGCAUAGAUGCAGUGAUGGUGUUAUUAGGAAAUUCUCAUUUAUUCAUGAAUCGUUCCAACAAACUUGCUGUGAUAGCAAGUCACAUUCAAGAAAGUCGAUUCUUAUAUCCUGGAAAGAAUGGCAGACUCGGAGACUUCUUUGGAGACCCUGGCAACCCUUCUUCUGAAUUUACUCCCUCAGGAAGUAAAGAUGGAGAAUACGAGUUGUUAACAGCAGCAAAUGAAGUUAUUGUUGAAGAGAUCAAAGAUCUAAUGACCAAGAGUGACAUAGAAGGUCAACAUACAGAAACUCUGCUGGCAGGAUCCCUCGCCAAAGCUCUUUGCUACAUUCAUAGAAUGAACAAGGAUGUUAAAGAUAAUCAGGAAAUGAAAUCAGGGAUAUUGGUGAUUAAGGCUGCAGAAGACAGCACGUUGCAGUAUAUGAACUUCAUGAAUGUCAUCUUUGCAGCACAGAAGCAGAAUAUUUUGAUUGAUGCCUGUGUAUUAGACUCCGAUUCAGGACUCCUCCAACAGGCUUGUGACAUCACAGGGGGACUGUACUUGAAGGUGCCUCAGAUACCCUCCCUUCUGCAGUAUUUACUGUGGGUUUUUCUUCCUGAUCAAGAUCAGAGGUCUCAGUUAACCCUCCCACCCCCAGUUCACGUUGACUACCGGGCUGCUUGCUUCUGCCAUCGAAAUCUCAUUGAAAUCGGCUACGUGUGUUCUGUGCGCUUGUCAAUACUCUGCAACUUCAGCCCUAUCUGCACUACAUGCGAGACAGCCUUUAAGAUUUCUCUCCCUCCUGUACUGAAGGCCAAGAAAAAGAAACUGAAAAUGUCCGCAUGACAGUAGAAAUUGUUUCCCCAUCACUUAGAGCUAUUAAUAGAAAUUAUACGACAGAAUCUUUGUUAGGAAGGCUCUG